UUUAGUACCAGUUUGUAUUUCGUUCGUGACUUUUUGGGAGACCAUUUCCUCAGAAAAUCACAAAAAAAUUAAUUUUCUAAAUAAUUUCCGGGACUUUGACCUGCGACAACUGUAAAAAGCACUGCCAGAAGCUUUUUGGACAUAACCCUCAAUUUCAACUUGAAUUUGCCAAAAAUUAAUUAAAAACAUGUCACUGGACUUGGGAAAUUUGUCAUCCGCCGACAAGGACAACUUGAUGGAACAAGUGCAACAACAAGUUGCCAUCGCAAAUCUCCAACAAAUGGUUUCGACAAUGACGAGCAAAUGUUUCGAGAAAUGCAUCUCCAAGCCCGGCUCUGAACUGGAUUCCAGCGACCAAAAGUGCUUGUCGAUGUGCAUGGACCGAUAUUUUGACACAAUUAAUACCGUUUCGAAGACUUAUACGACGCGGUUGCAACGCGAAAGUGGCAUGCAAUAGAAAUUUCGACCCAUUGGACGGCAUUUAUUCGUUUUUUAUUGUUAAAAAUUACAAAUUAUAUAGAAAAAAAUCGCAUUCACACCGAAAACACACGAAAAAUGAAAUAAAAAGUAGUUAAAAUUAAAGAAAAAUACUGAA
Messenger RNA from Culicoides brevitarsis, 595 nucleotides. Its product is annotated as mitochondrial import inner membrane translocase subunit Tim13-like. Lineage: Eukaryota; Metazoa; Arthropoda; Insecta; Diptera; Ceratopogonidae. The record is from RefSeq and is a predicted model, not a curated record. The transcript is spliced from 3 exons. The coding region runs from base 188 to 457 and encodes 89 amino acids.